GAUAUUUUUUUCUGUUGGUUUCUUGUACACUUGUAUUUCAUUGACAGUUAAAAUGCAACAAUAAUUAUUUGUGCUGUAAUGCAAAUGCAUGCACAUGCAUGUCCACAAACACAUAUCUACAUAGAUGUUCAUACAUAUUGAUAUAACUACAUAUACAUAUAUUGGUUUUUAUUAGCGUAGUUGCGUCUGUCUGUCGGUUUGGCAAUCAGUUUCGCAUGAGCUUUUCAUCAGCAUUUGCGCGGAUUUGUAAUGCGUUAAAUCGUUCACUUCAACAGCGAUAACAACAACAACAACAAAAGACAAAUAAAAAACAUGACGGAAAGCAAAAAAUAAAUAAAGCUAAAGGAAUGAGGUGGCGCUAAAUCCGAUCCGAUUCACUCAACUCAACACCGAUACCCAACCCCGGUGGUGUUGACCGAAUAAGAGUAAAUAUUUAUAGUUAAGAGCUUAUGAGUCUUGGCGGCUGAAAUAGCCUGGUUUGAGCCCUAGUCCGACAAACAUCCAAAAUUAUAUUAAAUUAUUAAAAAAAAAAUUAUGCUGAUCUUUCUAAAAGCGGUCGCCCCUUGGCGGUUUGGCAUAGAACAGGAAAUGAGUCUAUGUGUCAUCAGACAAAAAGAUGCUUGAAGAAGCUGAAGAGGUCUCUGCUUUUUAAACUUAAGAGUUUACUAAACACCGAUCAAAAGCCAAUAAUCGUGAAAAAAUAUAAUCAAAAUACCGUUGUAAAAAAAAUUGUAGUAAAUACCUUUUGCAUACAGCAUAACUGGGUAUAACAAGAAUUACAUACUAUUUAUAUACGCAUAUAUGUACAUAUGUGCAUAUAUACAUAUGUAUGUACAAUAUCUAAUACAACAAUUUUUUUGCUACAACAAUAAUUACAUGCCGGCACGAUAAUGCCAAAUGCAGCUGCUGAAUUGCUCAGUAAAUUUGUUGAUUUUGCUGCUGUUGUUGUUGUUGUUGCAUGUGGAUUUAUAAAUGUUGCACUUUUUAUUGUAAAUCAUCUGCUUGUAUUUUUCAUUUUGUUGCACUUGAUAGUUUUGCUAGGUGCUUGACGUAUGCUGUGAUGCGCAUACAUACCUAUGAAUGUACAAUACAUAUGUAUGUGUGUGUGUAUAAAGGAGCGUUUUUAGUUUUCACUGAUGCUCAACGGUUUGUGAAGUGCAUCAACCGCAGCUCCGCUUAGCGCCGCCCAACCCCGCCCCCUGCGCUUGUAUGCACAUACAUAUGAACAUAUACACACACACACACACGCGCUUGCGCACACAAACCAAAUGGCACACUAAGCUGCUGUUAUAAGCGCACGUCUUUGUGUUGUUGUUUAUUUUUUGUUUUUACUUUUAUAUUUAAGCUUACAAAACAUUAGAUAAUUAUUGUAUCUAACAGAUGCAAUAAGUAUGUGUGUGAGCGUGAUGAUGCUGUUGCUUCGCUUCUGCCGCUCAAUGCAUUCUCUUGCGUUUCUUACACGGCUUAUUAAUAUCUCCAAUUUAAUUUUAUUCCCAGCUUAGCGUUUUGAUUUUGUGUUUCUCGUUUUUAAAAGUUUUUAUUUGUUUUCGUUUUGUUUAUUUUUUUUUUUCAAUAAUUUCAUCAUAUUUCUGAAUCUUUUACUAAACUUUUAAAUCUCCAACGUCAGUUGCAUUUCGAUUGCAAACAUUCAAUGUAGCGAAUGUGGCAAAUUGUGAGCCGUGAGAUUCGCGAAGAACGUGUUGUGGUGACCGUUUAUAAAUUCAAAACAUACAUUUGUAUAUAUUUAUAGAUGUUUGUAUGUAUGGGCGUAGAAAUUGUGGUAACUAAGAUUAAUAACAUUUAAUAAUAACUAUGACAGUAAUAUUUUAACAAGUGUUCCAACUCGGCAUUGUUGUUGCAAAUGUUUUGUGAAUAACUGUUUAAUUAAGAAAACAAAAUAAUUGUAAUUUUAUUAACACAACACAAGGCGGGCGAAGCGAUAACAACUCUCUCAAUGGAAUAUCCCAAGAAUAUAAAUGAUCGAUCCGAUUUCAUUGGAGGCAUCGACAAUGAGGCAAUCGAUUUCGGUAAUCUGGAACAGUUCAUGCAGGUUGAAGCAGCCGUUGGUCAAUUGGACACACAUAAUGGCUGUGUGAGUGUCAAUAGUACACGCGAAAAUCCAUUAAAUUGUGGCAACACUAAGACCGAUCAGCAACAACAACGACAACUUACUUCUCUUCAACAACAGCAGCAGCAGCUGCAUCAGCAUCAGCAUCAACAGCAAAUUAACUCGGUCGAUGGUCAAAUAUCUUUGGUAAGCGUUUCGGCGCGUGUUAGUUUGGCAUCCACACCCAUAGCGACGCCGAACCCAGCUGCCGUUAACCACAGCACACCGCAUAUGCCAGACAGCCCGCCCGACUCCGGUUCGGAACCACCUUACAGUCCACUACAGGACACGCACGGUCUCACACUCACCUCGCGCGACGUCUACAAUGGCCUCUCUUCGAUACAGACCGAUAUGCAUUUGCAGUCACAAUUUACGUCACCGCAUCCAGCGCAACAAAUGACCACACAUCAGCACCAACAUUCACAGCAUAACAACAGCCACAACAACAACACCACUCAAUUACAUUACAAUCACAAUCACACGCCAACGGCGCCUCCGAAUGAUACGUUGAGUGCCAUACGGGUGAAACAUGAGGCAGGUCUCAUCAUGGACCCGACAGCGCUCACGCACACGCAGCAUGCCAACUCCAUAAGCACACAUGCACAUACACAUGAUCCCAAUGGCGCCCAUGGUCAUAUGAGUUUUCCGCCUACACACCAGUUGAUGUUCACGAAUCAAAAUGCCAACAACAACAACAACAGUAAUGAUCACAACACAAAUGCUAGCAGCCUGCUAUCGUACGAGAAUCUACAUAAUGGUAAUUUUCCUUCAGUGAACUAUCCAAAUGUUACUGUUGUAAAUGGGAUCGAUGUAUUGCCAACUCAUCCAACGUCCUGCGCGCUCACUUCCCAUAUCAACGAGGUGCCACGCGUUCAGUUGAUCGGUACAAGCCAAGCGAUACCAUCGCAGCACACUCGUUCGUCGUUGCCCACUACACCCGUGCAUCUGUCCGCGUCACGCAAGCGUAAGCUCUCCACGCAGCUAGAUUGUCCCGACUUUGCUAGCAUAAAGCCAGAUCCGGGUUUGAGAAUGAGUCCAGCGGAUGGCGGUGCAGUAGUGUCUGAGCCGCAAAAACUUAGCGCAUCAUCACCAGUUACCAUCACACUACCUGCACACGCCGGCGACAUAUCCAGUACGCCCGCACACUCAGCUGCCUCGCUAUCACCUGCGCUGUCGACCAUCAACUCGAAUCCGGACAAUAGUCUGGAUGGCAAUAAUACAACCACAAGUGGCGGUGGCGAAAGUGGUGAGAAUAAUGCUCUAACGCCGUGUAUUCGCUUCAGUCCAUUCCAGCCGCAAAACUGGCACAAACUGUGCGAUCAAAGCCUGCAAGACAUUGCGGUCGUUUACUAUCGUGUCGAUGCGGACAAGGGCUUCAACUUCUCCGUGUCCGAUGAUGCGUUCGUUUGUCAGAAGAAAAACCACUUUCAGAUAACUUGCCACGCACGUCUACAGGGCGAUGCGAAGUUCGUCAAAACGCCGUCCGGCUUAGAGAAGAUUAAUUCAUUUCAUCUUCAUUUUUAUGGUGUUAAAUUAGAAGCUCCCAAUCAAACGAUCCGUGUCGAACAAAGCCAAUCGGACCGCUCAAAGAAACCAUUCUAUCCAGUGCCUAUUGAUCUGCAGAGCCACAUUGUUAGCAAAGUGACUGUCGGUCGUUUGCAUUUCUCAGAAACAACAAAUAAUAACAUGCGCAAAAAAGGUCGUCCCAAUCCUGAGCAGCGGUACUUCCAACUGGUGGUUGGCUUGCACGUACACACCAUAUCCGGAAAUUUCCCCAUCAUCAGCCAAGGUAGUGAACGUAUCAUUGUGCGCGCCUCCAAUCCAGGCCAAUUCGAGUCCGACGUCGAUCUUUGCUGGCAACGUGGCCUUACGCAAGACUCCAUCUUUCACGCCGGCCGUGUUGGCAUUAACACGGAUCGUCCGGACGAGAGUUUGGUUGUGCAUGGUAAUCUGAAAGUGUCCGGACACAUAGUGCAGCCCAGUGAUAGUCGCGCAAAGCAAGAGAUAGCUGAGUUGGACACUUCGGUGCAACUGCGUAACUUACAGAAAAUACGCAUCGUGCGUUACCGUUACGCGCCGGAGUUUGCUGUGCACUCGGGCCUUAAGCGUUCGUGUGAGAGCGACAGCGAAGAGAUCGUCGACACAGGUGUAAUUGCGCAAGAGGUGCGCGAGGUUAUACCCGAUGCGGUGCAAGAGGCUGGCAGUAUUGUGCUGCCUAACGGUAAUGUGAUCGAAAAUUUCCUGCUGGUCAACAAGGAUCGCAUUUUGAUGGAAAACAUUGGUGCGGUGAAAGAGCUCUGCAAGGUCACUGGCUCGCUGGAGACGCGCAUUGAAGAUUUGGAACGAAACAAUCGGCUAAUAAGACAACAGGAGUUCGAGCAACGCAGCAAAAGCUAUCGCUUGGCUAAGAGCUGUGGAGGGCGUGGCGGAUACGAGAUCUGUUCAAACAAAACCUUGCAGAUCGUCAUAUUUUUAUUGGUCAUCGUUAUGGCAGCUUGCCUUGCAGCCGUAUCCACCCUCUAUUUCGUGGAACACAACAAGCAACGUUACAACUACAAGCAACUAGAUCGACUACAGUUCCACAGUAACGGUCACCUUCUCGGUCAUGAUUCUGUACUCAUAAACGAACAGGAAGGUUAUAUUGUCCAGGUGCAUAAUCUACUCAACCGAAAUAAAACUAUUCAGCAGGUCGGAUCAUCGCGGCCGACGGGUUAUCGGAAUUCUACACGACUAAACCCCGAAAUUACCUAUGAUGAAAGUAGUGAUCCAUACUCGCAGUAUGGGCGUAACGAUGAACUGGCUGUCGUAAUGGAAAAGCCGCUUGUCAGCCUGCAGCCAUUGCAUCCACGGAAAGAUACGUUUAAAGUGACAACAACUGCACCCCAGCUGCGUAUUAAUAAGACGAUAAGUAGUAAAAAUAAAUCAAAGUGGCCUCAAGCGCAAGUGGUACCCAAGUUGAUAGCGUCAUUUCAAAACACACGUGGAACCAGUAGCGUGCAACCUGAAAGUAAUGCCAAUCUGGCACCGAGCCAACGAAGGACAGGAACUCUCGGCACCAAUGAGACGUCUUCGGAAAAAGUCACCGAUGCAGUGCCAUUGGCACACGAUUUCGAUAACAAUUCCAUCGAUGUGGAUGCACAACAUUUGACAAAGAAGGUAACAGCCAACAGAGACUCGGUUGCACGCGCUGUGAGUUCUCACGAGGAAACGCUUUCGGAAAACGCUGAAACCAUUGCUGACUCAAUAAUGCCCAUUGUCAGCACAUCCUCGAGUGGCGAUGUUAAUAGUAAAAAUGUUGUUGAUCACAGUGAUAACGGUAAAAAUACCAAUAUCAAUGAUAACAAUAAUGUGCCGGAUACCACUGUGCCGGCUUAUGGGCUGCGUUCACGUAACGUAUACAAAGCGGUCUCACCACCAUCAGCGCUUCUUCCACUCACCACUAAUAAGGUCACCAUCGAAGGUCUGCCAAGCAACCAUUCACAAGAGGUGCCGGCAUACUCAAAUAAAAGUCAAGCAGUGCUGGAGAGUAAAGUGGAUAGCACAGAUUUGUUAGAUUUACAGAGUCUGAGUAACAACAAUGAAUCGGCGGAUAACCCAAUCACUGCGUUGUUCGGUUUCGAUUUCGGCUGGGGUCGUGAGUCAAUUCUAGGCCGCAGGUCAACCUCGCAACGUAGCGUCGGUCGCAUACGUUGUAAAUUCGUGCAGGUAGAGAUGUUUGGUGCGCCGCCACAAUGCACACAGAAGCCGAACAAUGACGAGGUGUCAAAUUGUCAGUCGUUUUGCUUCGAGGAAUCCAAUCAAUUGCCACCACUUCACCAAAACUUAGCGAACAUACCGCAGGUAAAAGAGGGCCCUGUUGCCACAGGAAAGCAGCAAAGCAACGAAAAUACACAAUCAUCAGACUCGAAUGUGGACAGCAGCGAUGUUGAUCCAGAUCCCGACACUCAACCGCGUUCUCUGGCCACGCCCAUAUUGUCGACAAAUGCUACUUUCAUUGGCACAGACAAAAAAGCACAAGUGGUGGAAGUUUCCAGUGAACAGCGCUCAGAUCUAUCAGACUCUUCUAGAGAUAUUUCUGGCUCAGAUGAACGGCUCGAUGUUGACGCUAAAACGGUACAGGACACAGUUGGCGCACAAGCGCCUGCGAGUGGUUUAUCGGCCGAAGCGCAAAUUACUGCCGAAGCUCUAACGGAUUGUUGGCAAAUCAACAGUUGUUUGAUAGCCGACACACAUAACGAGACAUUCGGUAUGGAGCAUCAUUGUCCACAUGGCGGCAAGUCGCUGAACAUGACCUAUAUUAUACCGUUAUCAAGAUUUUUCAAGGAAUCAAGCAUACAACUGCAACUCACCUCCUCUGUGCCACUGUUAUGGACUAUUUGCAGUAAUCGCGAGCUAACCAGACACCAAGGUGCACAUCUCUUGCAAUCGUCUGCCCAUCAACUCAACGCCAACAUUGUACAGGGUCAACCAAAUGUCUCGGUCAUCUAUUUCAACAUACCGAGUCGUGGCUAUUUUGUACGAAGUUUUGCGUUACGCGCAACAACCGCGGAUUCCAAGAAGCAAAAUAUUUGUCAGGAGACAGCACACGAAGCAAACAGUUUACUACAGUACAACUUUAGUAUCGUAAGAGAUUGUGAUUAGUGAUAAAUUAAAGCAAUUUCCAAGCGUUAGUAAGUAACCAAUAGGAUCAAACAUAAACAAACAACAACUGUGAGAGCAAGAUAUCUGAUCAACUCAACAUAAAAACAUACUCGUACAUCUGCAGUUUAUAUUAAAU
Molecule: messenger RNA, 6884 nt
Organism: Ceratitis capitata (Mediterranean fruit fly)
Lineage: Eukaryota; Metazoa; Arthropoda; Insecta; Diptera; Tephritidae
Exons: 8
Coding region: 1955-6748 (1597 amino acids)
Biological process (GO): positive regulation of DNA-templated transcription; protein autoprocessing
Cellular component (GO): endoplasmic reticulum membrane; nucleus
Molecular function (GO): DNA-binding transcription factor activity; sequence-specific DNA binding
Source: RefSeq, a predicted model, not a curated record